Messenger RNA from Spirometra erinaceieuropaei, 23018 nucleotides. The record is from the annotation of a GenBank genome assembly. NCBI's taxonomy places the organism in Eukaryota, Metazoa, Platyhelminthes, Cestoda, Diphyllobothriidea, Diphyllobothriidae.
AUGGUCCUUAAGGCUUUGCCUGGUCUCAUUUCGACGGGAACGUCGCUGACUCUGCAGUUCGCCACCCAUCAUGUUAUUUCCCCAGCUGACGACGUGCGUUUGUUAAUCUAUACACCCUCGCCUUCUAUGAAGUUCAGAUCGCACAAUAGGUGAUGGAGAAUGCACAAUUCUGUUAUUCUUAUGUCCUUGUCCUAAUGGGCUGCCGAUCUAUCACGGGCGGAAGUUUUUUCUCCUGAAUAACACCGGUUAUCCAAAACCCAGCUAAUUCAGCGCUGCCAAAUCAAGAAUUUUUUAAUUUUUGUUCAAGCCGCGAAAUCUAUUUACCUUGUUAUUGCCUGUAAACUGAAAUUCAGUAUGAUAAUUUUUCUAAUCCUGAGUGCUUCCGACGAAUUGAAUUGAAUUUAGACGGCGGAUUAACAGAAGAGGGCUGAAGGAGAGACCAGAUCUCUACUCCCAUUGUUCAAGGACACAAGUAUUUACUUCGCUUGGCAACCCGGGUGGUCCGCUAGCGGGAGUUUUUCCCCAACCAUGCAGAUAUUCAAACGUGGAAUCGCAGAACAAGCUUGAUGUGUUAAUACAAACUCCUUAAAACCUUCCGCUCAUUGUUUGCGAGUGAUAAGAAGUGAAGUGGCAGUGCUUCGCGCCACUAGGAGUGCCUGUAUCAGUUUUGAUAAAAUAUUUUUCUCCAGGAUUUUCGACUGAUUUUUUAGCCCGAAUUCGGAACAUGUUCUGGAGACCGUGGAAAUCCAUGAUGAAAAUAGUCCUAAAAGUGUUUACGGUCAUAAUUCCUUGCUUAUGCGACCUGCCAUUCCUUUGAACCAUAGGCAAAUUUGCGGAGUUCCUUAGCACGCAAUCCGCAUUAUGAACAAGCUCGAAUAUGUCCUCGUCUUCUAAAAUUCACUGCUACAGCUCUUCACCGAGUUAAUUCAAUUAAAUGGCAGGUUAAGCAGUCAAGGCUGUGUGUGUGUGCAGAAACACUUCAUGUCUGUCAAGGCGACCAAAAAUGGGAGCUGUCACUGCAGACGUUGUGAUGUCAAGACUCACUGUCAUAGAGGGUGGAGUCCCACAAGCCCUAGUGCUCGGACUGACCAUCUCGCUCCUGUCCAUUGGUGACAAAACAACCAUCCCAUUACGAGCAAUCUCACCGAAAGCGAAACGAGGUAAGGUCGGCUAUUCGCAGGUCGCGGAAUGCGUAUGAAACGCGAGUAAUGGGAUGCGCCUUCGAUAAACUAAAAGUGCUCUUCAGUUACAUUAACAACAAAUUAAAGAACAAGGAGACGAUCUUAGUGUUGUUAGGAAAAAACAAUUAGGAUAUCACCGAAAAUGACGCUAAGGCAGAACAUCUUAGCUGAUUUUUCGUAUAUAUUUUCGUCGAUUAAACGGUUUUUGACGAGGCUUGAUUGCCUACUGGAACAAACGACGAAAUAAUAGAAAACAUCGACUUCACGGAAGAAGAUGUGAGGAAGGGACUUCCAGCGCUUAAGGAGGUUAAGUAUCCGCGAAUGACUGAGAGAGAUCGUUCCAUUUCGCCACUACUCUCCGUGAAAAAUUCAGAAUGAAGAUUUAGCCUGGAUAUUUCUGUCCGUAGAUUCAUUGAAUGACCACUAAAAAUGGUUGAAAGGUGUCACUGAAACAUGUAUUCAAUGUUAAGUCCGUACUCAAGACCAUGUUUUGUCUUGUAAACCGGAAUAAGAUCACCUCUUUGCUGCCUGUAACACAGAGGGAAAAAAUUAAGGCGAGCUCGUCUUUCUAUGUGGGACUGGCUUUUUAAACCGUUCACCAGUACUGUUGCAUGACGUUGUAAUCUUUCAAGGCACGUUUGGGUCAUUACUAGCCAUGGCCGCCACGCUUUUAUACCAUAUUUUAAAUGGGGCCGAACAAAGGUGCCUUAAACUCUUCCAAAAAGGUCUUUAUCAAAGGUUGCGGACGCCCUUUUUACUGCAUGGAGCACUCCCAUGGAGUUUUUUCGCAAUCUUGUCGCACUGCAGUAUUGGUUUCAUGUUGGUCUGUACCCAAACACCGAGAUCCUCGUGUGAAGAUUUUGCGGGGAGUGUUCUGGCUUUCAGGCGAUAUGUCCUCAGGCUCUCAGUUAAUGAGAGUUGGUUAAACGCAGAUGAAGGACGGCACACUUCAGCACAUUGAAAUGCAGAAGCCAUUUCUUCGACCACGCUUGCAGUCGGUGCAGAUUGUUUUCAAGGGCUCUCUGAUCAUUUGGACUCUUUGUGACUUGCCGGAGCUUAACGUCGUCUGAAAACAUUAUUUUACCACAGUAGAGUUCCUGAAGGCUAUUAUUAGCAGGGGUCCCAGAACUGAGCCUUUAGGCACUCCACUAGUCACGUUCACCCUGUCUGACAUAUCAUCUGCGGUACAGACACGUUGUUUCCGACCAAACAGAAACGCCCUUAUCCAGUUCGAAAGAUCUCCCAAAAUGCCGAUGGCGUUCAAUUAAUGAUGAAAGCGUUGGUGCGGAACAGUGUCGAAUGCUUUGCGGAAAUCGAUGUACACGACAUCGAACUCAAAACCCUCUUCUAAAGAUCUGGUCCAGUUCUCCAGACAAAUAAGCAGAUUUAAGAGGCAGGAAUGUCAUCUCCGAAAGCCAUGUUGAAAAUCCUGCAAGGUGCUUUUUCUUCACAAAAUUCUCUAUUAGGGCUUCCGUUGUCUUGCAUAAGAGGCAAGUUAAGCUAAUAGACCUGAAGCCGCUUGUACCAUCCUGCCACCUCCCAUAUGCAAGGUAACGAGGUUAGCUGUCUUCCACUGCGAAGGCAGCCUUCCUGUUCGCAUUGACAGCUCAAAGAGAGUCGAACGAGGCUUCGACAGCUCCGUUGAUAUCUCCUUAAGUAUUAGUCCGGGAAUUUCGUCGGGUCCAGGAGACUUUUCAGGUUAUAUUUGACUGAGGACACGUCUUACUUCUUCGACGGAGAGGGCAACGGUUUCAAUGACGGCACUAUCUUGGCGCAUGUCCCCUCUGUAUUGCCAGUAAGAGAGAGGAAAUAUUUUGAGCCUUUCCAGUCGUUCCUCAUAACGAAGGCUCUUUAGCCACCGACUAGUUAAUCGUUCUUCAUUGUACCUUCUCCAAGAGACUUGAUACUGUGUUUCCGUAUCGUGCGUGGCUUGGACUACGUCCUCCGGUGUGACGACUUCUGCCAAGUCGUCACUAUAAGUAACCUCUGGUGACAUCCUUUCAAACUACGUGUGCCUCAAGGAAUAUUGGAUUUGAUGAACUAUUUUUUAUGCAACGGUGUCUUGGAAGGACCUAACCGAAGCGAAGGUAAUGCCUCAAUUUAUGGAGAUAUUUCGAAAUCAGCUUGACGGACAUAUGCUGCAACAACAAACGGACUAUGUGACCGUAACUAUAAAAACCAGGGACCAUUAUAAAUCGAGGUCUUUAUUUACUUAAUACUAAACUUUAUUUACAUUAUUGCCACUUUUGUGAUUUUUAUGUGACGAAUAGGGAGUUCGCAGGCGUAAGCCUGUGCCCCUCAAAUAUGCUAAACAAUGAACUGAAAACUGAACAUCGAUGGAACGCUUUUAAGGGACCCUUGAGAUAUUCAUGCUCGAAAAUGUGUUAGGACAACGAGAACUCAAUUUCAUCCUUGUCGCUCAUCUCCAAAUUUUAAUAUAUUUUUGAUCCUUUUUGAGUUUUGCUAACACACGGUGUCUCUGUACUCUGCUUCCAAAUUUACGCUGAAAGUAUGGCACUCAAAGUUACACACUUAUUUCUAUUCCCAUAUACUCUAAUGAACUGAAUUGAAUCUGAGCUCUCUGUUUGAAUUUGUAGAGGUUAGCGUGUUAAGUAUUGCAAAUGGUACUGAUAUUUAAUGCCCCAUUACUGGUAAUGUCAAAAUGAAAGUGCAGGAGAGAUACCACAGAAGUGAAAAGCUGCGAAAUGACUGCGUGGUCUUAAUUCGAUUUUGCAUAGUAAAAUGUCGACUAUUGGGAUUAUGAAAGGAGAAUAACAUCAUCACGGCAGAAGAACGCAACCCAACAGAGUUAUCGAUUAAUGCUUCAGUUCUAAAAGGUUCCCUGUUCUGUAUCCUUUUAAAUGCAAAUUAGCAGCCAUGCAUCCCUGAUGCUGCAGACAGGUCAGAAAGUAUAUUUCGUUGACUCACAUUUCGUGUGAGGAAGAUUUCAAGAAGCAAUUAUGAGUUGGUCAGUAUCGGGCCAUAAAAUCAUCACUAACCAGUCACUCGUUGCACCUAUCUAUACUUUGACGAUAGAGACUAAAAAACACUGCCCAUAGCCCCUUGUUGGCAUUCAAUUGUAAUGCUGCUGUUUGGUAGAAUGGCGGGUAUUCGGAGUGAAUGCGUUAGAACUUCAGUUCUCACCGCUAGAUUAACUUGUGCUGGUUUUGAUUAAACUAAUCUAAUGGCAAAUGGUUGGCCCUAUGCCCUGCAGCCAUCAUAGGAUUACUUAUCUGUUUGAUUAAAAUUCUACCCUCAACCAUACAGGAAAUUGCCCUUCAAAAGGCUAGCUUGUUUGCUCCAAUGUGUCCAAAAAUAUUGCUGAUAUGGGAUGAUCCUUGGUUCCUAAAUAAGUAAAUUACGCUCACCAAAAUCUUCGCUCUUCGUAUCACACGGCUCCCUGUUCGGUCAACUUAAUUUGUUGGCAGACAAUUAUUUGCAUCAAUUAACAUUUCUCGCGAUACAAUGUUAUGAAGUAAGGAAAGAUUCACGGAUGAGUCUUUUCUCUUUUCGAAGUUGUGCGCCUCUAGAACCAGAAGAUUUUUUGACUCUAUGUACUUUGAUAAUAAGCUUCCUCAUCCCAAGCCAGGAAUGCUGGUGUCGGAAGUUUUACUACAAAUAACAGACGGCUGAACUUGCAGUUUUAUAAUGGCCAAUCAAAAUUCAGAAUAUUAUAUAGGUUAGCAGGAAUACGAAGGUAAUUUAAAUUACCUCCUCAAGAAUCUAAUGAAAGUCUUCUGAUUGGUACAGUAAAACAUGCGAAGGUAAAAAACAAAUGUGAUUUACUUUCAAAAAGUGUGCGUAUUGCCUUACUGAAGUUUGUUUUUAUUAGUGCAUUUAACUUAAAGUAGUAGACAUUUUCAACAUUAAAGACAUCAAAUGAAGGACUUUUGUUGAGUAUUUAUCCAUUAUGAUUUUGCUACUAUGCACUAGCUUUCCGAGCCAAAUAUAAUUUCAUGUAUCAUCGUUUUGCUUCAGAAAUCGUGAGUGUCUUUCUCUCUGGCUAAAAAUGCCUCGUCUAUUCUUCGCAAUUAUUCGGAUCUUGGCAGGAAAAUGCGGACCAGAUGCACGUUUAGUCUGAAAAGUUGAAACCAACUCUUUCCACAGCUUUACUUGCUUUUUAAAAAUCAGCAUUCACUUAGGUCGAUGAUGUGAACUCCUAUUAGGUUGCGAGAUCCAUCAUCUGACCCAACUCUCCAAAAUUUCCCAGAAUUAUUUGUGGACAGAACUCAUUAAAUCCCGUGCCACACACUGGGCCUUAAAACCUUAUCCCAAUUCUUGGAUAGUAAUAUUGCUAGCUACUAGAAUAUUGAUAUUUAACUUCUUUUUCUGUCCGUGGCUUUUUUAUACAACUUAUACGUUAUCUCGUACGAGUGCGGACCGUUGAGAGCUUAUUGAUAUGGAUUACCCAUAUAGGUACCUUGUAUACCCUUCAUAUUUGGUUUGAAUUAAGUUGGAUAUUCAAAAGGUAAACAAGUUUGACUACUAUUUCCAACUCUGAUACCCUGCCCUUGACCAACCUGAGCCAUAUUUUCAACAAUAGUUUCAUCGAAUAGGAAUUACGUUAUCCGAUUUGGGUAGCCGAAGUAGGCUGGUUAAGAUAUCUAAUGCGUUUUCGUAAAUAUUUAGAAUGAGUGAUAAAAAUUGGAUUAAGGAUAGCGUUACAAAUGUUUUGUAUGAAUAUAUUUAUCAAACGGGAAAAGAAAUUGGCAGACGGCCGUUCCAACCCGUGUAAGUGCUACGUUUCUAUACGAGGGACGUAAUAAUUGUAAUAAUAAUUUUACAAACGUUAUGUUUUCGGAAAGCAAAAAAUUGUAAACAAACAAUCAUUCUGAUUAAGAUUGCCUUUCUAUAAUGUUCUUCGGCAAUGCCUUAACUACCUAUUUCGGUUAAGUUAGACUAUUUGGCAGAAACCUGCAAAAACUAAACUUAAAUUGAUAUUACCCACUUUGACGUCACGGCGCCCGAAAGUUGACAUUUUUUCUACAAAAAGGACAGUCUGAAAAGGGUUUUUUAUGAUAGCAUUAUCGAGAGCUCAUUUUCUAUUAAUAUUAAUUAAUAUUAUUAUAGCAGUGGCACUGUGUAACUAUAUUACCACCUAAAGUUGUCAUUUCCUCUUUAAAUUUAAAGAAAAUAAACCAUAUAUAAUGUUUUAAUAUUAAACUUUGUAAAAUUUAUUCUAUAGGCAUAUAUAUCCUUCUAAUUUGUAGUUCUUUUUAAAAAAAAACUACGUUGGAAUCGACAAUCACCUCGAGAAAUAAGUGUUCUGUUUGGCGGAAAACUGCUCAGAUGUAUUUUUUCCAAUAAAAUGCGAUAGGUUUCAAAGAAACGUCGUUUAUGUUUCCGAAUUUUUAGUAGCAAACUUUGUUCUGUCGUAGGUUUGGGCGUUUUAUAAUGCUUUAUACGUUUUAUAACUACCUGGGCAUAAGUGUCUUUAGCUGUGUAGAUUGCAAGCACAUUUCGGUCAGCGGAGCAAACAUUGGGGUUCGGUUCACCUAGUUGAUCCGUGCACAUGGGAUCUUGGAUAUCAAAGUUGUCAUAAUUGAUAGCAGUGUACAGGUUAUCUCAUUUGUCGACUAUUCGACGCUCGAUCGUCGAAUUAACAGGUCUGUUCAUUAGCCGAUAUGGACUUGUCGGUGAGGCCACUUCAGAUAAAUUCUAAAAAUUUUGGUUGAUAAUGCCAGAAGGAAAUUAUAACAUACGGUUUCUUUUAUCAAAAGAAUUAUUACACUGUCACCUCGAAAUUCAAAUUUUUGAAGAAUGUCUGAAUAUUUCGAACGAACUUUAUUUUUAAAUGUUUUCCAAACUAGAACAAACGACUGUAAGCAUUUCUGAAUUAGAGGUGGCCUAAAACUGAGACAGUUACAUGCCUAUUGAAUGCACCGAAGACGUAAAAUUAAGAGCGCAAUACAAGAUACGGGAACUCUCUCAAUGUUGUCAUGUUGUUUUUGUUAAUGCACACAAAAAUGCCAAAUGCACUAACUUUGGUUCUCGUGCUUUAAGACAUGUAGACUUUACGUAUUAGCUUUUGUCCUAAAAUCCUUUGCGACGAUGGCUUUAAGGCUGCCGGUGUUUAGAUCGUUAUCUUCUUUAGUUGUGAGCACCAAUUCGGUUAAACGGUAAAGUGAUAUUUCUCCUCAAACGUCAAGUAUGCUAAUCACAACAACUUUUUUGCAAUCAUUUAACUGAAUUUACGUUAUUUUAUUCUUGCCCCUAUAGUGGAUCCGCCUCCUUUACAUUUUUCUGCACAGACAAAAAAACUGGUAAAGAAUGGGUGCUCAAAACUUUGCAAAAGAGGGUACGCAGUAUAUUAUUUCUGUUUCUAACAUAUUGCUUACUUCUAGGUGAAGAAAUCCAUAACUCAAUGCGAGCUAGGCAAUUUGCUGCGCUUAAAUCACCCAAAUAUUGUAUGAGUUCCGGUAGUUUCAUUGACUUACUUUGACAAUUAGGCACGAUUGAAGGAAGUCUUUGAAUCGGACGCAUUCAUCCAGAUCAUUUCGGAGGCCGUUUAUGGAACCCCUCUUUUUGAAGCGUUUGUUUGGUGUCAACGUUUUCAUGCUAUCUAUUUUUUGGACAUUUUUGCAUACCGCACACUAGUCAUGUUCACAGGCACUAUGUCUGUUGACCACAGUAUUCCAUACAUUAUAUGCAAGGAAGCAUUUUAGCACAUAACCGUUGAAAACUAUUAUUGAUUAUACGAUCUUAAGACCUGUUCACAUCCCAAAAUUAUUUUGAUUUGUCUGGAAUGAAGAAAUAAAAAUAAAAGGCACACGCUUUUAGAAGAUAAACGAAUUGUACGUUUCUUGGGGCUUUUGUAUAUCCCUGUUUUGGUGAUUCUGAAGCACUCAGCUUGCGUAGAAAAAGAGUUUUGAAAAUGUAUUCGAUAUAUCUCCCUUUGACAAAUGACAUCGGGAGAAUGGUUGUGAUUCGCUUAUUUAAAUUCAUAAAAGUACUUAAGGUGAAAAUACAAGGAAUGUAAAACAGUCUUUGUUAAAAGAUGAGGAAAAAUCAGUGUGAUUAAGGCAAGCCUUUUUAGACCCUUUUGGACAGCCAUUUUGAAAAAUUUGUAAAGAGGAACAGAAAUUAAUCAAGAUCAUAUAUUAUUAAUACAGACUGAGGUCACUCAAUUUAUUGAUCUAAUCACAAACGGAUUUCAUCAUUAAGACUGUGCAACCCAACCAAAAAUCUGGACAUGUCCAUGCAGGUUGCAGUUCCCUUCUUAAAGUAUUGUUUUAUUCCAAUUUUGGUCUACUUACCGCAUUACAAUAACACUCGGCUAUAUAACCUUCAAAAUAUUUUUUCUGACGCCAACAUGCACAGACAUUGCCUGUGUUUUACACCGUAGACUAGCUGACAUGCCAAAGUACAGUGAACAGGAAUUGGCAUUUUGCAUGCGUGAGAUUCUCAAGGGUUUGAGUUAUCUGCACGAAAAUGGACUUGUUCACAGAAGUCUCAAGGUGCGCUUAAUGCGGUUUUUAUAAGUUCUUCCUAGGGCUUUUUGACAACAUUUUUGUUUGAGAUUUAAAACAUAUUUUCGUUAGAAAGAAGACCUACUUUUCGACAAAGGGUAGAUAAAUUUAUCGUUUUUCAUUUCAGAAGCUUUUUAUUACCUUCGGAUCAGACAGAGUGGCCUUUUACAUUCUGAUGGUCUUUUACAGGCUUUAUUGUCGUUCAUUAACUGCAGUCAUAAUGAGACCAAACAAUCGACCUGAAUAGUCGGUGCUCUUUAAUAUUCCAUCUGAUGCCCUUACUUUUCCGACAUUUGCUUUGCAUUUUGUCUUUUCGCAUUGACUUUUGUUCCCGAAUGUUGCUUUGCAGAAGUUACAGCUCUGCUUUUUAUUCCUCAAAAUUCGUUUCAUAUCACAAAAUGUUUUGAAAAACAUCGGUCAUAAUCAAAUGAGAAAACUUAAUUACCAAAAUCAUUCUACAAACAGAAUUUAUUUUAAUGAAGUUCGUUUGGUAAGUGACAUUAAAAAUCGCUUUUAUAAGUGUAAAAACAGACUUCAUCAUCCUUUUCUGACCGUUUCGCGAGAACUUCAAUAUUUCCUAAAGUGACUUCACUCAAACUCGGCAUUUACUUAGAAUCAGUGAAUGUGGUCGGCAAAAAAAUGUUUAAAUUCGGUCUUUGUUAGCAAGCACUUAUGUUGCGGGCAGUUAAAAAGGCUGUUAUAACAGCUUAAGUCAUGUGCCGAGCCAAACGUCUAGGACUAUCAGACAGGCUUUCAAUUAAUCUAAGGAUAUAGUCGAAAUCUAAUAAAAAGUAAUGUUUUGUUCGGAAGCUCUGAGGAGUAUUUCGGGCGUGAAGCAUGCAUUCAUUUUUUGCAAAUCACAGUUACAUUAAAUCAUAAAACAGGCUUUUAAUUUCUCGAUCUUCUACACGUAUCUUAUUUUCCGACUAGAAUGAUGAAGAUUAUAAAUUAUCCUAAUUUUGAGACUCGAGUCUUCGUUUGACAAGCGCAAGCUCUUUUCAGAAUUUUUCCCUUAAGGGCCUUUGAGAGACCCUGGUCCACUGCGUCCACGUUUUCUCGAGUAUUGUCUUUAGUCUGCUGGUUAGUCGCAGAUUAAUUGACAUAACUCUGAUACUGCAGAUAGUAAAAGUGAAAACUGAUUCAAUUUCGAAUUCGCGCAGUCAAUGGCUCUUUAAGAGUCUACUGAAGUGGCUACAUUGUGGCAUUGCUCGUAUGGGCAAUUACGUUUUGUUGAUGUCACCGGUUGAGGCAAGUUCUCAAACACAAAGCCUUUAAACUUUCUCCGAAUUGCUCGAUAUCACUGUAGCUGUGUUGCAAUCCUUCUUCUGGAGAAACAGGGCGUCCGGUUACCUGUUUGGCCGUUGCAUCGCACCAGACUGUGCUCUAUGCUCGUGAUCCUAAUUAUUUGCUUACCUCCAGAGUCGUUCAAACUAGAACGUGCUAUGUCUCUUACAGAAUUAAAAUAACACAUGUAUACUCACCGUUUUAGAGUCCUCUAGACAGGAUUCCAGAAAUAUUGUUAGAUUGAUUGUGUUCUGUUCUCCGUCAUGAAUUUUUGUUGAGACAAAUUUCUAAGGAACACCUUCAAAAAAAUCAUAAAGUCGGUAACGAGAGGUUAUAAAUUUUUAAGUAACAAUGCUCUCUAAUUCGUUUUAUACCUUCUCACUAUAAUUUAUUUUAACUCUGCCACUAACUUUAGUAUGCUUAUGAGGAAUAAGAAUAUUUGCAAUCCAACUAAUUUGCCAGGAAGUUCAUUAGCAAUCAAGCCACCAGAAGCUUGCGAAGGAAUAGAAGGACAGUCCAGAUUUAAUCAAGGAUUAAAUUUUAAUUGUAGCCACGAAAUUUGAUGUACUGCGGCACGCAGGACGGACCGCUCGUGAAAAUACGUAAGUUUCGGUUGAUCCUGCUAUGUACAAACAACCCCGCAUUAUUCCCAUCUUUUCCGUCUUUUUAAACAAAAGAGCCAUCUUCGCCUACCAAAAGUUGUUUUUGUCACUAUAUCUCCUAGAUUAACUGAAACCUCUUAACAUUUCCUAUAAAACGCAUUAUAUUUGCUACUCAGCUUUAAUAAGUAGCGUUAGAUAAUAAUAUUUUAAUGGUCAGUCCAAUGCCCUUUGAAGCCUUCUGCGGCUUGUCUCGUGCCAGCCUAACUCACGACGGCAAACAGCCCACUAAAUUAAGAGAAUUUUGUUACAAAUACAUCUGGUAAACUUAAAAAUUCUUUACUUUCCACUUUCCGAAGUCGAUGUAUCUUUCACAACAAUCCUCGGAAGAGACACAGAGCUGGAAAUGGUAUGUGGCGAUCCGACCUUUUGUGCUCCUGAAAUUCUGCUCAGUCAUGAGUAUGGAACAAGCGUUGAUAUGUGGGCACUGGGCGUUCUUUUAUUUAUCAUGUAAGUUCCUUUCAUUCAAGCCAUUUGCCGCAGUCCCUAUAAACACGUAAUCACCCUAGUAAACAGACGAUGCGGCAUCUAAUCGAAUCUUAACUUCCAUAAUGUGACUGGUGUGUUCGGCAGAGAGAGAGAGAGGACUGCUUUAUUUUGAAAAUAACUUUCAAAACUUUCAGCAAAAACGGUUUCUCCAGUACACAGUGAUUACCAUAGAGAUUAACAGGUUUUUGGACAGACAGGUGGACAUGAUUAUAUAUGAAUAAAAAAGGACUUUAAGGUGCAAGAUCGAGUUUUAGUUUUUGUUUUUCAACAUCUUUGCAGGUGAGAUACCGGGCUAGAAAUGGCAGUAUGGAAUUCCGAUAGGCCGAAGUGCGGCAAGGGAUGUGGCGGAAGCAUCGACGCGUGGGGCGUAAGGAUUUCGCAGCCAUUAACUCAUUAUGAAGGGGAUGGUCGGUGUCAUUCAGAAUUCGGUCAGCGAAUUGCUCCACCGAGUUGAAAUGUCGCUGCACGAUGAUAUCAAAAUUUAUACACCAGUCUUGCUUGACAAAAAUGACCACUCCUCCACCUCUACUGCCUGUUGGAGAUGCUCUAUCAUUUCGAAAACAGCAAAAUGUCGAAGGAGUGAUUAAUUCCGAGUCAAUAUGGCUAUUCAACCACGUCUCCUGAAGGCAAAUUACUCCUGUUUUGUCAUGUUCUUUGGUUGACAGAAGUAAUUCCAAAUCGUGGGCUUUGUUAAAUAUCGAUCGACAGUUAGUCGAAAGAAAACCCGGGAUUGACAACUUGUUAUUAGGCUGGCGUUUAAGCGCAACUUGCCAUCCACAGCGAUGUCGCUUUCGAAAAAUUGGCCUUUGCUGAUACGAGCGUGGGAAGGCCAGCGAGGAAGGACGAGAAACAGGACAAGUUGUCAGAGUGUAACUGCUGCUGGCACGGUGAGUUCGUUGCGUUUGGGAGCGUGGGAACGCCAACGCAGGACAAUCGCAGAAACGACAAAUUGGCCGCAAAGUGCAACCACUGGAGUCAUGAUCAGGAGGCGGAAAAAUCGAUGCAGAAAUUUCGCAGGGUUUAAGCUCCUUUAAAAAGGUGCUAGCGUACUGUAAAGACAACCUCAUAGGAAUAGAUAAAUUAAAACAAAGGAAUAAGACUGGGGUAUGCAAUUAACAAAUAUUCAUGUGACUGGAGGGAAACAACGAAAAAUGGCGGCUCAAUUUCAAAAGCCCGCUCGGGAGUAAAAUUUUAACUUUAGGCGCUCUUCUUUAGUCGGAAACAAAAAUGACUGGUUAAAAACAGUUGUGUAGAGUUAUUUUAAUUAAAUUGAAUAAAUUCCCUCAGAAAAAUUUCGCUUUCAAGACAUAUCAAUGCCUUAUUUCUACGUUUGUAUUAGGUACUUCGACACCAGAUUAAUGCUGAGGAAGAAAUAACUCCACACUACAUCAUUGACUUUCCGCCAUACAAACAGCUGCAGUGGAGGAAGAUGAGGCUUGACAAGACUGCAGCCAUUCAUAUAUCGCCGGCAUGCCACCAUUCAGACGUUCAAUAAGCGUUUUUUGAGAAACUUCCCAUUUUUAAGGAAGUGCUCUGUUGACUGAGACUCGACCUUGUUCGAGGUGGUUAGGGCCGUCACCUUAGUUCAAACGCUACUAGCCCUUGGGCUGUCUUGCUGGCGGCCCAUGCAAUACAGUUCCGACCAAAACUUAAUACAGGCGAUGCGUGAAUAAACAAGCGGAAUCCCCCAGUGUUAAUUAUUCAAGACCCAGUAGGUGAGACAACGGAGCGGUUGUGCAAUGUUACCGACCAGCUCCAGAUGUCGUACCUACAUGUGACGGAACUCAAUUUAGUGUUAGGAAAACUGCCUACUUAUAUUAUAUUAGUACGCAUUAUUUAAACGUUGCUUUUCUCAGGGUCUGCGGCAGUGAACCCUUCCUGAGAGCAGAAGAGGGUGAUACCUUCCGUUCGAUCCUGCAAGCUGCUUUCGAAUUAGACAUGCCUGAGUGGGCAACUGUGACCAUGCACGCCAAGGACGUUGUCAAACGGUUGCUCGUUGCGGAUCCCCUGAUUCGCAUGACUGCGGCUCAGACCCUCAAACACGACUGGAUCAUCGGCGUUGCCACACCGGACCUUCAUCUGCCGGCCUCACAGUACGACCUGAGAAAGUAUAACAAGCGAAGCGCAAAGAAGGUUGGCUCCUUUCCUUCAUUUUGUGCCUUAAAAUUUCCCCCGUUCUAUGCAGACUACCCUGACGGCUUGCCAUUUACCGUGAAAGACGGCUUUUUCCUUCGACAUAGCAGUGGCAACAGACUAAAUAACAACUGACCGGCCUUGGCACGUCAUCUUGUAAUUCUGUCGCAUAUAUGUCCGCUUGACAAGGGAGAAGACUGAGUGCGAGGCACAAAUACACCCCGGUUUCCCGUCUGACAAGCAGAAAAAGACUAAAUGUGCUUCCAUCUGCUGCUCGAGGCAGAUACCUCCGUGCCCUCGUAAACCUGACGUCAAGGUUUUAUGCAGUAACAAGUGAUAUGGGCUGCCGAAAGAGGAUCAUGGGCAUGCGGAAUAGUGGGAACACUCACGGUGGGAACUGUUUUAGCGAGGCAAUGGGAUACCGAUAUCUGUUUCUAGUACUCGGAUUGUGUACGGUCAGUAGAUGAGGGAACUAUCGCCCUUGAAGUUGUACUGAAGUUCACUCGUUCACCGAUCUCAUGAAGUAUGGACUAAGAUUCUGAAAUGCGUUUUUGACUAGGAAGGAUGGCAACGAUAUAGAGAAGGACCCCACUUAACUGUCAGUAGACCGUGGAUCGUGCCAUACGUGGUUUAUGCAAAAGGGAGUUUUAUGAGUGGGGCAGCACGCUAGACAGUAAGCUGACAAAAUGGAGGAAAACGCAGGAACAGCCUGGAUUUAUGCCGAAAGCCUUAUCCUACGCUAUUGUACGACAACGGAAAUGAGAGUAGUAAUUAAACAAUGAACAAAAAGUAAAUUUCAAAAAACAACGGAUUUUGAGUUAAGGUGUGAGGUCGUGGGAAGUAAUCGCUGUUGGCAGUGUAAUUGCUGCAACAGCCUGCAAAUGUAUACCAAGAUAAAACCCCAUAUGACACGAUUUACAGUCUAUUGACAAUUAAGUGGGAUCUUUCUCAAUAUCGUUGCCGAAAAGAUUACUUAGGUGGGGUUGUAAUCCUGUAAUAUUUCGGACUUGACAGGAUGUCAGCUUUUGAAUGCACUUCUUUUCAACCUCAUGUAAAAACCGUACUCGGUAAAAUAUGACUACUUAUGUGGCAUGCAAUUUUCGCAUUGAUUUUCGAUGGUCAUAUAAACUUAUAUAUAUUUUGUAAAAAACAAGAACAGAAAUAUGGUUUUUUCCCUCGUUUGAUAAAGAAUCACGCCAUCUUCAUGCCUUAUACUUGAAGAAAAAGUUUAACUAGGUUUUAAAAAGUUUCUUAUUAUGAGAUUUUUUAAGACCGUGCAAUGUCCAUUCAUACAUCAUAGUACCUAUCCGUUUACCACUGCUCCUCAUGAAGUGCACAACAUAGUCCGCAUCCAUUGCAAGAUUUUAUGGACAUAGAAGACUAUAUGAUUUUCCUUACGCGGAACUCACGCACCUUGUGAACUGAAAUCACAAAAUGAUAACGCAACGGUUCAUCGCGCUUCAAAUUAUUAGGCAAUUAGAAAACAUUCCAAAACCUAAUUACAUUCCUUCUCCGAGCAUAAAAUAUGAAGUUGAUGUGAUACUCUAUCAAACGAGUAAAAAGCAUAUUUUUGUUCAUGUUUUUAUAAAAUAUACUUCAGUUUAUAAGACCAUCGAAAACCAGUAGGAAAAAUGCAUGUCACAUAAGUAGUCAUAUUUUACCGAGUACGGUUUUUACAUGAGGUUGCAGAGAAGUGUUUUCGAAAGCUGACAUCCUGCCGAGUCCGAAAUAUUAUAGGAUUAUGCGGCAAGAUAAGCAGAAUUACAACUCCACCUAAGUACUCCUUCCUAAUCGAAAGCGCAUUUCAGAAUUUCAGUCAAUAUUUCAUGGGAUCGGUCACUCACUGCAGUUAAUUUUCUGUGUGUGGAGACGAUCACAAUGUCACGGUAAUGUGCAUGACCCGACGCGUGCUUAUGUCCUAUCCGUUAAACGAUAAAACUACUUCUUUAAUCGAGUUGUCCGAUACCUGAAGCACCUUGGUAACUACCAUUCGCUUCAACGGACUUGCGACAACAGUACAUGUCUAAAUGUGCUCCGGAGAAGCUAGCGGACAUGCAGGUGCGUGUUUUUGAGAAUUACAAGUCGACCUCAUGAUGUUUUAGGGCAAGGGUAUACCAUACUGGCAGCACAAGUACUAGCCAAAAGCCCAUGUACGCGUGCAUCGCCGAUAUUCUGCCGCUGCAUAACACAGCUGCGAGGGGUUUGGCCCGUCAUUCCCCAGCAUUCUCUAUCUGCUUUCUGGCAGAUACUCUAAUUUAGAAAUUGCUGCUUUCUAAUUUCGUCAGAAAUUAACUGCGAACUUGGAGUAGAUCAGUUUAUUCAAGGCCUAUAGGCACAGACCGAGAAUUUUAUACGUGAAUAUCUGGUCCGAAGUCCAUCAGCCACAGCGGGUAACAGCGUAGUAUUCAAUAACUGCCGACAGGCAGCUAGUAGUAUACUUUAGGGUAAAGGGAUAUCAUACUAACGGCACAGUUACUGCCCUUUUAAUAAGAAUUUUACUCGCUGUGCCUGACGUAAAUCAGAAAAUAUCCGCAAACUCCCAAAGCACCUUUAAUCAAUUGAAAAUUGGUCCGAAUACAUCGACCUUCAGUACUGAACAAAUGUUAUGUUGUUUAUAAAAAACAAUUUUCUUAAGAAACGUAGUAAAACCGAAAAGUUGAGUAUUUGUGCAAAGCAAGCAAACGUAGUUUUUUGAAGUUCAUAAAGACUUUCCAAGCAAGCUGCUGAGUAAAUGGAACGGCUAAAUCAAAGCAACGUUUAGAAAUAUUUCAGAUAAUCUAUAAGCUGGUAAGUGUAAAAACUGCUUGAUCUUUGAUUCCAUUCAAAAGUGAUAUUGCGGGAACCCCACAUAGCCACAACGUUUUCGCAUUUUUUAGAUGCGACUGAUUACACCGAAGAGCUUUCAGUUAGUCACGGAGAUAAGGUUGUCAGAGGCAUCAGGGCGGUUAGAUAACAGGUUGAAGACCUCCAACGGCGGAGUUUGCUGAGCGUUUUGGCAUUCUUGAAAUUUAGUUUUUUUUCAGUCGAUUGCCCUAAAUGUCCUAUUCUGUAGUUUGAAGAAGAAGAAGAAGAAGGGCUCUCCGGAACAGAAGAUCUUCAGGGGAGCCCUUCUUCUUCUUCUUCUUCUUCUUCUUCUUCUUCUUCUUCUUCUUUAAAUAAUCAACCCGGAUCUCUCAACUUUGCCUAAUUCUGUAGUGUUUGCUAAUCAAAACCUUAAAAAAAAACGCUUUUUAGACUGUUUAUCAAGAAGUGGCGUAUAGGACGUCCCUUUUUAUAUCCAUUAAGGCGCAGCUUUUUUUAUUGACUCACCUAUUCACUGACAACGUAGCCCAGAAACGCAUUCGGCAUGAGAGAGCAUUCUCCAGAAAGUGUUAGGCGAAUAACUAAGGUGUUCAAUCUUCGAGGUGGUUCGAACUGACCGUCCAGAUUCCGAACAUCGCGUUCGAUCGUGUCAGCGAGAGGUGCAACGUCCGCAAUAUGUUCUGGAACACUGCAUCAUUUAUGCUGUGAUGCAAUGUUAAAGGGAUGUAAAGUUCGUGGUCAAUCACAUGAAACGGUAAUCGAAAGUCUGAAAUGUAUUCUCCACUAGAAAGGACUACUUAGGUGGGGUUGUAGUAUCGAUUAUCGUGCGGCAUGAUUCUGGGACGGUUCAGUCACGUCGGGACGCCGUCUUUUGAAUGAACUUCUCGAUCAACUCCAAGGCCGUACUCGGUAAAAAAGACUACUUUUGUAGUAUUAUUUUCUUUUGUGAUUUUCGAUAUCCCUGUAAAUUCAAACUGAGUUUAUAUCAAACAUGCACGAAAUAUUCUUUCUUGUACUUGUCAAGUCGUUAAUCACCUCUUCUACAAACCCCUAGCUUGAAGAAAGGGUAUGAUUCGGUUUUUAAAAGUAAUUCCUUAUUCCCAAAUAAUGUUGAGCCCUAACUGUCGGUGCAUUUGCGUUUAGGGCAUGCAGCCUACAAGCUGUUUGCCUUUGGAGUAAGGAAAAGCAUACAUCUCUUUAUACCGUUAUAAAGACGCCAUAUAGGAUUCACGAAAAUCACUAGUGAAAGGAGGGAUACGAUUUUAUUUGAAUGGGCAUUUUAGGGCCCUGAAAAACCUCAAGGCUCGGUCACUUCAGUACCCUGAAUUGUCCGCUUCCUUGAGAAUCCCUGCUCAAAGUUUGGGGCGUAUGGAAAUACAGCAAACAACCGUUGCACCCAAGGCGUCAUGGUACAAAACGAGCUGUGUGUGUGUGGGCUAGUUGGAGUGGAAGGAUUCAUGAGCUAGGGAGGUGAUCUUGAUUACCUCUCACAAGAAGAUUGGGUGUCCCCUUAUCUGAAAGGAACUAGUUCCUGGACUUGUCCCUCUAAUUAGGACGUCAGGCGCGGGGACUGAGUAUAAUAGGUAGUUAAAAAGUUGAAAUUUAAAUUAUUGAGGAAAUGGCGGUGAGUUAUCGAGAUGAGGGUGUCGACGCGACACGUACCAAGCCAGGGAGACCAAGCUAUUCGGACAAGCUUCACUGUGACGAGGAAGCACAUGCGCAGCUCAACCGGCAGAGGCUGCGAAGCGCGUGCGCCUGGUCUUUUUGAAUCUCCAGCCAAUCAGCGAUGGGUGCAGCGUCGAUUAGUGUUGAGUUCUCGCCACACCGGGGCCAAAUCACGCGCGACUCAAGCAGCCAAUUAACAGGAGAAGUUGGGCAAAUCGAAGGCGACAUGGGUGAGCAUUGGAACUAGCGACCGUGAAAUCGGACUGCCAUAACCAAACAUUUUCAUUGCUCGGCGGGUCACCUGAACCAGCCAUGAGGCAAGGAAGAAAUGACUGUCAAGAGUGUUUAAUUUACUGCGUUCCUCAUGAAACAUGGCCUAUUACUAGCGAUUGACACAAUCAAGAAGCAGGAGUGAGGUGGACUUGUAUCCCUAGAUGUCACCAAAUUGACAAAUAUGCUACUGCGAAUCGCGAUUACCAAAUAACAGGUUGCGGAAACGCUGUGUGGUUCACAGACAGGUACACAGUUCGGAAUGGCAGAAGUAUGACCUUGACCGCGGGAGGUACCGCGUCAAAAAAGUGUGUUUGCAGGGAAACGUCGGCACCAGUUCUACUAAUCAAGGGAUCAUUCCCCAUUCGUGACUUGAAAAUGGCUCAGUGGCUUGUAGGUCAUAUUGCCCGGCAAUUUAUCCGAUUCAGUAGAUUCAUAACCGUCAUGAGCUGCGCAAUCAAACCCCAGCCUCUCUCGUCCCAAUCCGUAUUACCUGCGCGAUUUACAUUGGAAUAACUGCUGCUAAGAUUAUCGCCCACACCGGAAACAAAACAGGCCUAGAAUUGAUUGAAGCCUGGGCCUCGGAUGAGAACUCAGUCAAUCGAUUUAUCGAUCUGGCGCUGGCGUACAGAACCCUGCACAGCCAUCUCCAGUCUUGCGCCAUCGAUCGAUGAUUGGCUAACACGCCCUAUAAUUGUCACUCGUUCUGUUGUUGCUGCUAUCUUUGACGACGGACUCCUGCAUGAGUUCGGAAGCUCAGAACAAUAAACAGAAUGUUCUGGUACCCGACCAGUCUUCUUAUGCAUUCAUAUGCACUUUUCAUAUCCAGUAUAAACAGUGACGAAUGCUUUUUUCUCUCCCAUCACUUUCGUGCCUUCCCAAAUAGUCAGAAGAUGAACCCUGCGACAAUGAAUCAACCCAGGACGAAUCUCCACCCCCAGAAUGAUAUUUUAUUUGUGCACCUGAUGCCUAAACUUCAAAUACUGACGUAUUCCGCCCUGAGUAUAUGCUCAUUCACGUUUGCGAUGUGACAUUCAAACCUCACACUGUCUGUCAACUGCACUGCCAGCACCCGCCUAGAUGUGCACGCUCGUUGUAACCAUUUUCCUAGAAAUUAUACUUUGCCAGAAUGAGGUCGCAGAUGGGUCCCAUGCACUUAAACCAGUUUGAUUUGCUCAUGCAUUUCCACUACUCACCUCUUAUUAAGUAGUCUAACAAUACUGCAGACAGGACGAUGUUCACCUUGUGCCCAACAGCGGAUAUGAUACAGGACGGUGAGUCGCGCGUGAAUCAGUUUUAAGGGAUAGCAGACUUGCGGGGCAUCUACCGCACCCUCUCUUCACUCAUCCACCUGGGCCCCGCGGCAAAACAUAGUCAGGACGACCGGAAGUGAGCUCAGGGAUGGCGACUGGCAGAGGUAGCGAUCACUCUACGCGUGCCACGCACGUCCAGGUUUUCAAGGAAAUGGGGAUGAGCGGUCUACACGUCGCUUUCGUGAAAAUAACACACUCGGAAGGCGUUAUUAAACCUGUUUCUCAGCCCUUAGGCUAAUGACCUCAGGCACUCUCACAGCACUGGCCACGAGAGCCAAUUUACCCCGUCAAUUGGCAGCCUCCUAUGACACGACGUUUUGUGUGUCGUGGUUGACUCAAACGCGUCAGAUUCAUUGUAGUGAGGAAUUCUCUAAGGGGCCGUGAGGAAGGCCCCCUCAAGUCGACCUCGCUUUCCCUUCUCAUUCCCAUGCAGAGGUUCGCUGUUCGAACCGAUCAGUAAUCUGGCGCUGGGAUUAGGCAUAGGGGUUGACAGGGUCACAAUAAUGGCUCUACGCGCGCCUCGGCGACCCGGUCCCUGCGCGGUGUGCCAGCUUCUCACACCAAGGGACAGUUCGAAUCUCGCGUGCGUAAGAGUGCCAUAUAUGUUACAAGAAGAAGGAACCAUGCAGCGUAGCUCAUCGAUGGGUACCUCCAGUCUUCUCUGUUUAGUUUUGGUUAUAAAAGUGCUUCAUUUUCCUAAAAAUUAGAUUUUGCUUUUAUUAGGAAGCAAUUAUAAACUCCUAGUACAAGUAUUCUCAGGCUAAACUUAAAUAAGAAACAAAUAUUUAGGCCGAAUUCCCAUAGUCUUAGUGUAUAAGUAAGUAAGUAGGCUAUAUAUACUGUCAUCUUAUAUGCCAACUCGUGCACAUGUCGAAGUGUGAUUUAAUAACUUCGGAAACUCCAAGUUUACGCAUUACUUUUCAACAAGGUCUAAAGCUUAAGGAUAGCACUUUUAAAAACAAUAUUCUCCCGGAAGAAAUUUUAACGUGACCAAGUCUUUGGGAAAGGUAGAAUUUAAUGAAAUUACCAAACGUCCUUGAUAAACACGGAAUUUCGAAGGGCCACCGCCGAUUUGAACGGCGGUGUCCCUAAUGUUUGAGGGUAUCUUAAAACAGUUAAAUCUGAUCUCAGGCCGGCUGAUUCAAGUCAAUCUCAUCACUGGGUGCGUUUACCCGAUAGUCCAAAGGAAUUUUGUUACAGAGUCUAGACCAUGCGCAAAUCAUCCUACCCAGAGAAGACGGUUCCCCACAGGGAUGUACUGGCGCCUUCUCUAAAACCAAAGCCUGUUUUCUAAUCAAGCAAAGUUUUAAGCUUAUAUCUUUAAAUUUUAACCGAAAUCCGGACGUGUGUCUUCGAUUUGAAAGGAUUAAUUGGGUGGGGUUUUGGUACUGAUUAUGGCGUAACAUAAUCAAAAGGUGAUUCUGCCGGGCUAGGAUACCGGCAUUUGAGCUAGUUCAUUUCGAAGGUUCGCAGAACCCACAUUUGGUAACAAUUGGCUGUUUAAGUAUUACUCAUUUUCAUGACUCUUUUGAGACGCCCUUAUAAAUUCAAAUUCAUUUUGCAGAGAACACGCUUAAAAGUAUUUCUUCCUGCACUCAUUUGUUGCAAAAUUGCUUUUUUGAAUUUAAUGCUUGAAGAAGGAGAAAAUGGGACUUUUAAGACCGUGAAAUGUCUAUCGUACCUCUCCAUUUCUUAACGCCUACAUACAGUAGGCGGUCUAACCCAUGAAAUGUCAACCGAAAUUCCGAAAUGAGUUUUGGUUUCAAGAAGACUAAUUAAAUAGGGUUACAAAAUUAAUCGUUAUAUAGCAUAAUUCUAAAAUAACUCAGUUGCAUCAGGAUGAUGGCUUUUGAAUGGACUUCUUUUCGGCCACCCGCAGAAACCAUCUUAAAAUGACUACUUAAUUAGCAUGCCUUUUUCUCGUCGAUUUUCGAUGCUUUUAAAAAUUCAAUUAUAUUUCUCUGAAAACAUGCCAAAAAUAUUCAUCCUUUUGUUCAUUCGGUAGAAAAUUAUGUCUUCUCCCAAUUUUAUACUCGAAAAGGGUAUAAUUCGGUUUAAGAAAAGGUUUAUAACAGUGCUUUUUUAAUACUUUGAAAUGGCCGUUCAUAAAACGUCCUGUUUCUGCAUUUACCAACACGGCUUGUAAAUUCAACAAUAUGGCUCAAAUCCACUGCCAAAUUGUAUAAACUCCAUACAGUCUCUUCUUAGUACCGUAGAGAAAUGUAUGGCUUUCGUACGUGGAAACUAUACGGCUUGUAGUUUGGAAACUCUGAAUGCAAGUGUAACGGCAGGUCGGGUUCAAAAUUAUCCGGGAAUUGGAAAGGUUUUUACAAACUGAAUUAUACUCUUCUUUUGAGUAUAAAAUUGGAAGAAAACGUAAUUUUCUACCGAAUGAUUAAAAGAAUGGAUAUUGUUAUGCAUGUUUUCAAUGAAAUAUGAUUGAAUGUUUAAGGGCUCCGAAAAUCGGCGAGAAAAAGGCAUGCUACAUAUGUAGUCGUCUUUUACACAGCAUGGUUUCUGCAGGCCGCCGAAAAGAAAUUCAUUCAAAAGCUAACAUCCUGAUGUAACUGAAUUAUCAUAGAUUUAUGUUGCAUAAUGAUUAUUUUUACAACCCUAUUUAACUAAUCUUUCAGAAACAAAAACGCAUUUCCGGAUUUUGAUUGAAAUUUCAUUAGUUAGCCCACCUACUGUAGUUCACAUUCCUUGCAAACAUUUAUUAGACCCAGAUAGUAUCUUCCUAAAGGCGCAGAGAAAUUUAUUAUUUCCCUUACAUGGGAGGCAUACACCUUGUGGUUUGGGAACCCUAGGCGUAAAUGAAACUGCAGGUAGGUUUCCAAAUCAUCCGGAAAUUAAAGGGUUUUUAAAAAACCGAAUGAUAGGUCAGGUGUGGUUAUGUAGCCCCACCGGAAGUAAAUAAGCCCCAGCCAUCUUUAAUACGAGACCUGUGGUAAUAGGAGCUUUUACAGGCGACACAAGGGAACGCACAGGCGACGAGGUCAAGUAGUUUGCAUAUAAAAGAAAAACAGUUGGGAAUGUGCGGUUGUCCUUGAGUGGUUUAGAAUUAGUUGCCCUAACCCAAAACCCUAACGCUAACACCUAGCCGUAGCCCCUAACCUUACGUCUAACCCUAACCCCAACCCAAGCAUUAUUGUGUCCAUAAGGUGGGGUUACAUAACCACAUCUUACCGAAUAAUACUUUUUCUUCGAGUAUAAAAGUUGAGGAAAAUGCGGUAUACUAUUAUACUAGCACAAAAAGAAGAUUUUUCUGCUAGUGUUCCAUGAAAUAUUUUUGAAUUUUUAAAGACAAAGAGACAGUGGGAAAUUCUCGCACUAUGCAAGUAGUCACUUUUUAUUGACUGUAGAUUUCGCAGACUCGCGAGUAGGAGCUCAUUCAAAAGCCGGUAUCCUAAGUGGCCUUUUCUGAUCAGAAACACUAUUCAGAAUUUCGGUUGAUUUUUUUGUGUGAUAGAUCGCGCCUUUAGCACGAACAGCCAGCAAAAAAGGAUUCCGAGGCGUACCUUAACUCCGUGCCAACCGCAAGUCCUGUGAGCCCGCCUGUCGAAAAGAAAUGACACCCCUUCAUGUUACCACUUUUAGGCAGCAAGUUUGAGGAUGUACACGUCAUUGGAUGCGCGAAAGCACGUGGAGCACAGCAUGAGAAAGAUUAACUGUGCCCCCGUCCGCUUUGAGAAAAAAGCCGGUCUUGAAUCGGAGGAUCCCACGCAGUCAUUUUCCCUUAACGCUUUGAGGUAA